This is a messenger RNA of Megalobrama amblycephala (Wuchang bream), 960 nucleotides long. RefSeq names its product peroxiredoxin 6 (gene prdx6). The transcript is spliced from 5 exons. Gene Ontology annotation, biological process: cellular oxidant detoxification; cell redox homeostasis. Gene Ontology annotation, molecular function: peroxiredoxin activity. The record is from RefSeq and is a predicted model, not a curated record. The coding region runs from base 23 to 736 and encodes 237 amino acids. Gene Ontology annotation, cellular component: mitochondrion; cytosol. NCBI's taxonomy places the organism in Eukaryota, Metazoa, Chordata, Actinopteri, Cypriniformes, Xenocyprididae.
ACUUAUAUAAACCUCCCAUUCUAUGAUUACAUGUGCCGACAAGAGUAAAGUGCAGCGGGAAACAGUCAUGCCUGGAAUUCUGUUGGGAGACGUGUUCCCUAACUUUGAAGCAGAGACUACAAUCGGCAAGAUAAAAUUUCAUGAGUUCUUGGGAAAUUCAUGGGGUAUCUUGUUCUCACACCCACGUGACUUUACUCCAGUAUGUACGACUGAACUAGCCCGUGCUGCGAAGCUUCAUGAUGAGUUUAAGAAACGGGACGUGAAGAUGAUCGCACUGUCCAUCGACAGCGUGGAAGAUCACCGCAAAUGGAGUGAGGAUAUUAUGUCAUUUAACCAAGACAAAGCCUGCUGUCCCAUGCCGUUCCCCAUCAUAGCGGAUGACAAGAGGGAGUUAUCGGUCUUGCUGGGGAUGCUGGACCCUGAUGAGAGGGAUAAAGACGGGAUGCCCCUCACUGCCCGCUGUGUGUUUGUGGUGGGCCCUGAUAAGAGGCUGAAGCUGUCUAUUCUCUAUCCAGCCACCACGGGGCGCAAUUUCGAUGAGAUUCUCCGUGCUAUAGACUCUCUGCAGUUGACGGCAACAAAGAAGGUGGCCACACCUGUGGACUGGAAGCCUGGUGAAGAAGUCAUGGUCAUCCCUUCUCUCUCAGAUGAAGAUGCCAACAAGCUUUUCCCAGCUGGUUUCACCCUCAAAGAGGUGCCUUCUGGGAAAAAAUACAUUCGCUACACUAAACCAUAACUGAUAUAUGAUGGCAAUACAGUAGAAAUGGCACUUAACUGACAUCGUGUUUUAGUCCACUUGAUGUAUCGCCUUCUCUCACUUGACUUCUCCAUCACCUGCUACUAAUCAGAGACGAAUCAUCAGAAGUUAGUUCAGUGACGCAUCAUAAGGUCAUUACAUAUAAUAUAAUUAUUGUAUUGUGCCUUAAUUUCAAUAAAACCGUUCCUUUUGUAAUAUAAAAA